Molecule: messenger RNA, 1089 nt
Organism: Fusarium sp. VM40
Lineage: Eukaryota; Fungi; Ascomycota; Sordariomycetes; Hypocreales; Nectriaceae
Source: the annotation of a GenBank genome assembly
AUGGCUGAUAACACUUCAGCCGCUAACGGCAACUCUCUUCUCGAGACCACCAAGAACAGUAUGUCUUCUCUCGCGAACGCCGCCGCUGCGUACCAAUCUGUCGCCAACGGCCCUGUUGCUCAGAACGUCUACGACCACACUCAGAAGGCUGGUGGCGAGCUCUCCAACCUGGCUGCUGCUCGUCGCACUCCCGCGACUCCCGCUGCAACCGGCCAGCCCCUCACACAUUACCACUCCUUCUUCUCCGAGCUCCUCUCCUGGAACAACCCUCGCGCAUCUGGCAUCGCUUAUGCGACCAUCAUUACUUCCAUCUUUGCUGCCCGAUACCUAGAUGUUCUCCGAUGGAGUCUGAAGGCUUCAUGGAUGGUCCUUGGCGUGACCAUCCUCGCUGAGGUCCUCGGAAAGGCUAUCCUCAACAACGGUCUCGCUACUCAGGUUCGCCCUCGUCGAUACUACACAGUUCCCCGUGAGACUCUGGACGCCCUUAUUGGGGACGUUCACGAACUCAUCAACUUCUUCGUUAUCGAGGCUCAGCGAAUCAUCUUCGCCGAGAACGUCUUUGCUUCCGCUGCUGCUUUCGUCGCUGCUUUCAUCUCCUACUUCCUCGUUAAGCUUGUUCCCAUUUGGGGUCUCGCCCUCAUUGGCACUACCGUUGCCUUUGCCCUGCCCUUGAUCUACACUUCUAACCAGGAGCUUAUCGAUGAGCAACUUCACCACGCUUCUGAGAUCAUCAACAGCCAGACCGCCCAGAUCCAGAACGUUGCAUCAAAGCAGAUGGAGCAGGUUUCCAACAUCAGCAAGCAAUACGCCGGCGACUACAGCGGAAAGGUCCAGGAUCUCCUCCGUGGCAAGACUCCCUCCCGCCAGAAGAUCGACCACAAGCCUGAGCCAGUCCUUGCCAAGCAGCCCGAGUUCCCCUCUCCUCCUACCGAGGAACCCAUUAAGACCACCGCGGGUGGUGCUCCUCAGAUUCCCACUCCUGCUGCUCUCAAGGAGGAGUUGAACGAGCCCACCGCUAUCAACACCGCGGCCCCUGAGCUUCCCCACGAGCCCGUUGUCCCCAACAAGCAGCCUAUGUUUGCUUCUUAA